Chroicocephalus ridibundus (black-headed gull) is the source of this 6162-nucleotide messenger RNA. It is a transcript of the gene IPO7, whose product is annotated as importin 7. Gene Ontology annotation, biological process: protein import into nucleus. Gene Ontology annotation, molecular function: small GTPase binding. Lineage: Eukaryota; Metazoa; Chordata; Aves; Charadriiformes; Laridae. The transcript has 25 exons. The record is from RefSeq and is a predicted model, not a curated record. Gene Ontology annotation, cellular component: nuclear envelope; cytosol. Bases 181 to 3297 code for a protein of 1038 amino acids.
GGCGGCGGAAGGGGCGCCGCUCCCUGGCGGCGGCGGGGGGCAGCUCUAUCCGGGCCUUUGGCGCUCUCCCUUCCUUUCGCGCCGGCGGCCGCUGCGAGGCGGCGGGUCCAUGUGCGUACGGCGCGGCGCGGCCCCGGCCCCUGCCCUCCGCCUCCUCCUCUUCCCCCCGCCGCCGCCGCCAUGGACCCCAACACCAUCAUCGAGGCCCUGCGGGGUACCAUGGAUCCGGCGUUGCGGGAAGCCGCCGAGAGGCAGCUUAACGAGGCUCAUAAGUCAGUGAACUUUGUUUCAACUCUGCUUCAGAUCACUAUGUCCGAGCAACUGGAUUUACCAGUGAGACAGGCAGGAGUUAUCUACUUGAAAAAUAUGAUAACCCAGUAUUGGCCAGAUCGUGAAGCUGCACCAGGAGAGAUUCCACCUUACUCCAUCCCAGAAGAAGACAGACACUGUAUUCGUGAAAAUAUUGUAGAAGCCAUUAUUCACUCUCCUGAGCUCAUUAGGGUACAGCUUACUACUUGCAUUCACCAUAUUAUUAAGCAUGAUUAUCCUAGUCGCUGGACUGCAGUUGUGGAGAAAAUUGGAUUUUAUCUUCAGUCUGACAACAGUGCUUGUUGGCUUGGAAUUCUUCUUUGUCUUUAUCAACUUGUGAAAAACUAUGAGUACAAGAAACCAGAGGAGCGGAGUCCUUUGAUAGCUGCAAUGCAGCAUUUUCUACCAGUUCUGAAGGAUAGUUUCAUUCAGCUCUUGAGUGAUCCAUCUGAUCAGUCUGUCCUCAUCCAGAAACAGAUCUUCAAAAUAUUUUAUGCCCUUGUCCAGUAUACGUUACCUUUGGAGUUGAUAAAUCAGCAAAACUUGACUGAAUGGAUAGAAAUCCUGAAGACUGUUGUCGAUAGGGAUGUACCAGCUGAAACCCUUCAAGUUGAUGAAGAUGAUAGACCUGAGUUGCCUUGGUGGAAAUGCAAGAAGUGGGCUUUGCAUAUCUUAGCUAGGCUUUUUGAGAGGUAUGGAAGCCCUGGUAAUGUUUCAAAGGAGUACAAUGAGUUUGCUGAAGUGUUCCUGAAGGCGUUCGCUGUUGGUGUUCAGCAAGUGUUGCUGAAGGUGUUGUAUCAAUACAAAGAAAAGCAGUACAUGGCUCCUAGAGUUCUGCAGCAAACACUGAAUUACAUCAAUCAAGGAGUGUCACACGCAGUCACCUGGAAGAACCUGAAGCCUCAUAUUCAAGGAAUUAUCCAAGAUGUUAUUUUUCCAUUGAUGUGCUAUACAGAUGCUGAUGAAGAGCUUUGGCAAGAAGAUCCAUAUGAAUAUAUUCGCAUGAAAUUUGAUGUAUUUGAAGACUUCAUUUCUCCAACAACUGCUGCUCAGACGUUAUUGUUUACAUCAUGUAGUAAAAGAAAAGAGGUCUUGCAGAAGACAAUGGGCUUUUGCUAUCAGAUCCUUACGGAGCCAAAUGCUGACCCUCGUAAGAAAGAUGGUGCUUUACAUAUGAUCGGGUCUUUGGCUGAAAUUCUCCUAAAAAAAAAGAUUUAUAAAGAUCAGAUGGAAUAUAUGCUGCAGAAUCAUGUGUUCCCUCUCUUCAGCAGUGAGCUGGGUUACAUGAGGGCACGGGCUUGUUGGGUUCUUCAUUAUUUUUGUGAAGUCAAAUUUAAGAGUGACCAGAAUCUCCAGACAGCCUUAGAACUCACAAGACGGUGUCUGAUAGAUGAUAGGGAAAUGCCUGUAAAAGUGGAAGCUGCAAUAGCACUUCAAGUUCUGAUCAGUAAUCAAGAGAAAGCUAAAGAAUAUAUUACUCCAUUCAUUAGACCUGUCAUGCAAGCUUUACUUCAUAUUAUAAGAGAAACUGAAAAUGAUGAUCUUACUAAUGUGAUUCAGAAGAUGAUCUGUGAAUAUAGUGAAGAAGUUACCCCAAUUGCAGUAGAAAUGACACAGCAUUUGGCAAUGACAUUUAACCAGGUGAUCCAGACUGGCCCAGAUGAAGAGGGCAGUGAUGACAAAGCAGUGACAGCAAUGGGAAUCUUGAAUACUAUUGAUACACUUCUCAGUGUAGUUGAAGAUCACAAGGAAAUUACCCAGCAGCUGGAAGGGAUCUGUUUACAAGUUAUUGGAACAGUUUUGCAGCAGCAUGUAUUAGAGUUCUAUGAGGAGAUCUUUUCCUUGGCUCAUAGUCUGACCUGUCAACAAGUUUCUGCACAAAUGUGGCAGCUUCUUCCUCUUGUAUUUGAAGUCUUUCAGCAGGAUGGCUUUGACUAUUUUACUGACAUGAUGCCUCUCUUGCAUAAUUAUGUUACUGUUGAUACAGAUACGCUUCUGUCAGACACAAAAUAUCUUGAAAUGAUCUACAGUAUGUGCAAGAAGGUCCUUACAGGAGUUGCCGGAGAAGAUGCAGAAUGUCAUGCAGCAAAGUUGUUAGAAGUAAUUAUUCUUCAGUGUAAAGGGCGUGGCAUUGAUCAGUGCAUACCCUUAUUUGUGGAAGCUGCAUUAGAGAGAUUAACCAGAGAAGUGAAAACAAGUGAACUGCGAACAAUGUGCCUCCAGGUUGCCAUAGCUGCUUUGUAUUACAAUCCUCAUUUACUAUUAAAUACAUUGGAAAAUCUUCGUUUUCCCAAUAAUGUGGAGCCUGUCACUAAUCACUUCAUAACACAGUGGCUUAAUGAUGUGGACUGUUUCUUGGGACUUCAUGAUAGAAAGAUGUGUGUGCUUGGCUUGUGUGCUCUCAUUGAUCUGGAGCAAAUACCACAGGUUUUAAAUCAAGUUGCAGGCCAGAUCCUGCCAGCUUUUAUCCUUUUAUUUAAUGGAUUGAAAAGAGCAUAUGCCUGUCAUGCAGAGCAUGAAAAUGACAGUGAUGAUGAUGAUGAAGCUGAAGAAGAUGAGGAAACAGAGGAAUUGGGGAGUGAUGAAGAUGACAUUGAUGAAGAUGGUCAAGAAUAUCUAGAAAUCCUAGCAAAACAGGCAGGUGAAGAUGGAGAUGAUGAAGAUUGGGAAGAAGAUGAUGCUGAAGAGACUGCUUUGGAAGGGUAUUCCACAAUUAUUGAUGAUGAAGACAACCCUAUUGAUGAAUAUCAGAUAUUUAAAACAAUUUUUCAGACAAUUCAGAAUCGUAACCCUGUGUGGUACCAAGCUUUGACACAGGGUCUUAAUGAAGAACAAAGAAAACAAUUGCAGGACAUAGCAACUCUGGCAGAUCAGAGGCGGGCAGCACACGAAUCCAAAAUGAUUGAAAAGCAUGGAGGAUACAAAUUCAAUGCUCCAGUUGUGCCAACUUCAUUUAAUUUUGGAGGCCCUGCCCCAGGAAUGAAUUGAAUUAUCACUUUUCCUGCUACUGUGUGAUUGUAGUGAAGAGCUUGUGUUCCUCCCAAUAGUGGUUCCAGAACUGGUUCAUGUUAUCUACAACUCACUCUUAAACUAAUUGAUAAAUAGAUUGGACAAAAGCCCCAGAAGUGGGACCUGAUCAUGCAACCUAAUACUGGAAAGCAAACCAGAGGUUUUUUUGAAGAUAGGAAGAAUCUGAAUUUGAAGCUUCAAACGACACACUUUGGAAAUCAGAAAUCAAGAGGGGAUGUCAUGAAGGCAGCUUUUCUUUUUCUGAGGAAAAAAAUAAGCAUGGGCUGCAGGACUAUUUAAAAUGUCUCAUUUACAGUACAAGCUAGAAGGCAGACUUAAUUUUUACACCUGUGGCGGUAUGAGUAUUUGCCCAGUUUAUUUCCCUUUUCUCCCUUCCUAUUGGGUGUCUAUUCUUUUAAUGUAAAUAAGAUAAGGUAAUCAGAUAGCCUUACUUAAUCUUCAUCAUUUCCAUUUAUCAAGAUUGUUCAUAUGUAGAAUAUUGGACACUUAAUGUAGCACUACAUAACUGAUAAAUCUGUAAAUGAAUUAGCACUUUCAUAUUGAAACAAGCCUGCUAGCCUAUGUACAAAAAUAGCAAAAUGUUUGCUGUUUAUAAAAAAUUAAAAUAAAUAAGGGAUGUAUUGGGGAAAAUAAUUUCAAGUUAUUAAUUUAAAAUGAACUAGCAGUUUUGUACCUGGUGACUUUGUGGUGCAGUCACCUCUGGUUGUGACUUGAAUUCGGUUAUGUAAAAAAGGGGUUAGUGAUACUUCAUUGCUGCUAAAAAAAAAAUAGCAACACCCUCCGUGUCCUUUGUUUUUCUUAAAGGUCUCACUGUACGAGGUGAAAUUUGUAUACAAAUGUGUACUGUAAGCACUGAGGAAAAAGUUACCUUCUCUAAAGCAGGUAAAUAAGAUGUGAAGUUCUGCUCUUAAAAGUCAAUUAAAGUGUGUGGAUGAAACAUCUAUAUAUGCAAUCUAUUAAAACCACAACAAUUUAAUUUGGCUAAUGUGGGCUAUGAUCUAUGAAUGCAGUUGUUGCCCCUGAUUUUGCAAAAUAUUCUUUCCAGCACGUGGUAGUGCAGGUGCACUACUCUUGCAUUUCAUCGCCCCUCUUUUUGCACUCCCGGAAUUAGUGCGUGCUGUUGUCUGCCUGAUCCAGACAGUGUAUUUGAAGUUUUGCCAAUCUUUCAUUUUUGAAGCCACAAUUUUCUUCCUUCAAAGUUGCUAUAGUAACUAGUAUUUUAGCUAGAGAGGCAGAAUACAGUUCCCUCUGGGACCACUAUCAAAACCACUGUAUGAAGAAGCCAGCAGGGAGAUGCUGUGAAUGGGUUGGCUUAAAUGCCCCCUUUUUCUUUUCUAAAAGCAAAAAUCGAUAGGUUUUUGAUCUUGCCUUGAGAUCAUUGAUGUCAGGUCUUUUAAAUCAAAUGUUUGGGGUUUUUUUUUCUUUUGGCUGUUUUUAUAUAAAAAUGUCACCUGCUGUUACAAUUGAUAUUAAACAAGCUACCUUAAUUUAAUGUAAGCCUCCAAAAUUUAAAUACAGGUUAAAAAUAAACUGAGUUUAUAUCUGUAAAAAUGAAAUGCACAUAUAUAUAUUAUGAUACUCAAAAUGCAGUCUUCAGAAAAUUGGUUCGUGUGGUGUGUUUUUUUGCAUCAGCAGAGUAGCAGGAAUUCGUGGUUUGGGGUUUCCUUGGCAAGCUGAGCAGCACCAUGCUCUGCCUUCCAUUUGUUGCACAACCGCUAGCGCUUCUCUGGGCAGCUCUAAUGGGUUUUUCCAGUCACUCCUCUCUGGUCUGCCUUUCUUCGGCAAACACAGUUCCCUGCGCACAGAGUGCUAAUGUGAGAGACUGAGCCAGGACUAUAAUGCCACGUUGCCCUAGCCGAAUACCAAAGGGAUACUUUAAAAGCAAAUUGUGGACUUAAACGGAUGGAUAUUGCACCUGGUGUGAAAAAGCCUAAAAAACUAAGCCUUGAAUCAGAGUAUCCGUUAUAGUAGUGGUAUGAGAACCACGGUAGUACUUGUGAAUCUUUAGCUGACUGGCCAAGUACACAUAGCAGAACUGUUUUUUUGUAAAUGUGUAACUCAUGAGCGCGUACAGGUGUACUCCGGCCUCAAGAUAAUAUCUAGUCAAGGUUUUAUUUUUGUAGAGAAAGGUGACAGAAGUAAUUACAGCAUGCCUUUUCCUGUGCAUUCCUUGACUUUGAAAAACGCCCAGUUUGACAUAAAUCAUUUCUGAACAUCUGCUUGUUGGGUAUCUGCUUAUCAAGUUAUGCAUCCCAAAAAAUGUAAGAGAACCUUCUAGGACAGAUGAGAGAGACGCUUUUGCCUCAAGGCAGAAGAUACAACAGAGCAGCAGUGAGAAGGCUCUAGAUACAAAGCAGAUGAAAAAAUGAGGGGGAAAUCACCAAUUUAGUGCCACUGUCAUUUCUGGAACAGUUAUAUUUUUCAAGUCACAAGUCAAGGGAAGAAUUUUAUCUUGGUGUGAGGAAUACAGUCUUACUUCAAGGGUGCUUUUAUGUGUCGCUAGACUGGUUAGCAAGGAGCAUCUUUUUUAAGAAUGGAUCUAGAACUUUGCUUUCCUUUGCUCCAAGAAAUGUAUUUAUAUAAAUUGCAAAACAAUUUUGCAUUGUUGUUGGUGGUGAUAGUGCAUUUUGUGAUGCAAUAUAUCAAUUUCAGUGAUACACUUAUGUCAAAUUUAAAAUUAAUCUUCCUUCUAGAACUUGCACUUAUCCAUUCCAUUUUCAAGGAUAAUGCAACUCUAGAGGAAGAGCUGGGAAAUUUAAAGCCUCUGUUUUUUCUAUUAUGGAAGAUCUCCUUGGAUUAAUAAACAUCUAAAGCAAAUCCUUA